Seriola aureovittata is the source of this 4284-nucleotide messenger RNA. Its product is annotated as sorting nexin-4-like. The transcript has 14 exons. Bases 2 to 1345 code for a protein of 447 amino acids. Gene Ontology annotation, biological process: protein transport. Gene Ontology annotation, molecular function: phosphatidylinositol binding. The record is from RefSeq and is a predicted model, not a curated record. Lineage: Eukaryota; Metazoa; Chordata; Actinopteri; Carangiformes; Carangidae.
UAUGCGCAUGCGCCCUGAAUCACCAACAUCAUCAGGAGAGAAGAAGAUGGCGGAGGAUGUGAAGGAUGAGUCGGUGGCCACUGACUCAGAGCUCCUGGCUGCGGACGGGAGCCAGAACACUGCGGUGGAGGAGGAAGGUGGCUGCACUCUGCUGCGGAGGAUGGAGAUCUGUGUGGCUGAGGCUGAGAAGAGGAGUGGGAAGAAUGCAGUGAACAUGCAGGAGACGUUCACCGUGUACCUCAUCGAGACACGGCCGAUGGAUGCAGUGGCAGAGGGUCGUAACCCUGCUCCCGACUCUCUGUGGAGGCGAUACAGCGAGUUUGAACUGCUGCGGAGCUACCUAAUAGUUACCUAUCCAUACAUUGUGGUGCCCCCCCUGCCUGAGAAGAGGGCAGAGUUCGUGUGGCACAAGCUGUCGGCGGACAAUAUGGACCCAGACUUUGUGGAGCGCCGCAGGGUGGGGCUGGAGAACUUUCUGAUUCGUGUGGCAUCUCAUCUAGUGCUCUCCAAUGACAAGAUCCUCUACCACUUCCUCACUGAGGAACAUGGCUGGAGAGAGGUGGUGUAUGAGACAGGUUUUCAGGCUAAGGCAGAUUCCAGGCUGAGAGCUCUCAGUGCCACCUUCCGGGUGAGAAAUACAGAUAAGCGCUUCAUGGACAUGAAACACUACAGUGAUGAGCUGCAGUCUCACACAUCUCAGCUGCUCCGAGCAAGAGCAAGAGUUGCUGAUCGACUCUACGGUGUUUUCAAGGUGCAUGGGAACUAUGGCAGAGUCUUCAGUGAGUGGAGCGCCAUAGAAAAAGAGAUGGGGGAUGGACUGCAGAGUGCUGGUCAUCAUAUGGAUGCUUACGCUGCCUCGAUAGAUGACAUCUUAGAGGAAGAGGAACAUUAUGCAGACCAACUGAAAGAAUAUCUCUUCUAUGCUGAGGCUCUGAGGGCAGUGUGCAGGAAACAUGAGCUGACCCAGUUUGAGCUGGAGAUGGCCUCCCAGGACCUCAUCUCCAAGAAGCAUCAGCGUGAGGAGCUGGCCACAGGGAUAGUGCGGACGUUCUCCUUCAAAGGAAUGACCAACAAGCUGUUUGGACAAGAAGCACCUGAGCAGAGGGAGGCCAGACUGAAGCUGCUGGAGGAGCUGAUAACAGAGGGUGAAGAUGCCGUCAAAGAGAAGACAGCUGAGUGCGAGGAGCAUGUUGAAAGAGCCUGGGUGGACAUGGAGCGCUUUGAGGAGCAGAAAGACAAAGACCUGCGGGAGGCGCUCAUUAACUAUGCUGUCAUGCAAAUCAGCAUGUGCAAGAAGGGAAUUCAGGUGUGGAGCAAUGCCAAAGAAUGUUUCCUCAAAAUGUGAAGAUCAAGCCAUGUUCAGUGCUGCUCACCUGUGGAUGCCGAAAAAUGACCUCUGUGUCGUCGUGUUGAGGUUUGAAAAUGAUCUCAUUAAUGUAACAAAAUGUUUAUAAUAUGUCAUUUCAAGUUCUACUAAAAAGCAUUUAUAUGCAGCUCAUUUGCAACAGUGAUUCACUGUAGUGGAAAAGCUUCAGGAAGUGGUGGAUCACCAAGGACCAUUUGUCUAACUUCAAAUAGGCACUUCACCAGUUUUACAUGUUUAAGUCAGUAUAUUAACUCUGUUUAGAUCCAGGGUUUUCACAUGCUCACACCUCUGUGACCUGCUGUGUUUGGUGCGUUUGCGCAUUUAGUGAAGUUUGUUUGGGCUGGUGUGAAACCUGCUCAUCAAACUCUGGUACAGACCAAACAACCAGACCCAGGAGGGUCCUGGUCCAGUUCUGUUAUGGUGUGAAAGCAAAGUAGACCAACCACAGGUUGUUGUGACAGUAGAUGUGUGAUUUUAGCAUGAAUUCAAAAGACAGAGGACUAUUAACCAGAACUAAAUGACAACAGGUUGCUGAAGAUAUCAAACCAGAAUAUCCUUGUGAAACUGGCUUCAGAGAGAGUGAAACGUAGGCGCCACACAGUCACUAUCCCACCAUAACAUUACACCAAAUAAAAAUUACUCCUUUUAUCUUUUUGCUCCCUGUUUUUCAUCAUUCAUGAAAUAAGCUCAAGUUGUAGUCUGGAUUGUUACUGCUCAUGAAUCAUUUAUAUCUAAGAGAUACUGUGUGUCACUAGAUAACAUAAAUGAACACAUCAGUAUCUAUGGAGCUCAUUCACUGCCUAAACCUAACAAACAAAAUUCAUUAAUAAACAAACACAAAACACCUAACAAACUAGUGUGUUUUGUUUUGUAAAUACAAAAUGUCUAUUAAACAAAUACACAUACAUACAUUCAGAAACACAUACAGCAGGUCUUACAAGUACAAACAUAUAUCCUAAAGAGAUUUAAAAAAAAUAAUAUCAUGUGUCUUUCCACCGUGAUUGUGCCAAGAAAUGUCUCGAGUAAUUCUCCCUCCACGGCAGCAGGUGGUUACAUGAGUCAGUUCAAAGGCAGGUUGAGCAGAGCAGAGCACUGUGGUCAGGUGAGCUGUCCCUGGUCAAAUCCCUGUGAAACCAGCUGUCUCCUUGUGUAAUUAUGGUACGGGUGCUGGAAGCAGCCAAAAUGGACACAUGUGAAAACAGUUUAUACACCCAGUGAAACGGUUAUUAUUUUAAACAUCAUAUUGACAUAUUAAAUACACUGUAAUGGUUCCUAACUGAGAAACUACUUUUAUAUAUGUUCCAUGACAUUUACAGUUGUUGCCCUCUUAUUUGGAAAAAAAAAACAGCCAUUGAUUAAAUUUCGGUAUUAACUUCCUAAAAUUCCUUUACCCCCUUUUCCCUGUUCUUUUAUACAUUUCCAAAUGCUGUAUAGAUAUCUGUUCGAAUUAAACGUUACCUUAUAUGACUAUCUACAUUUUAAAGAACUAUACUGUGCAGUCAUUGGACAAAUUACAGGAAACGUGAGUCAAAUUCACAAAAACAUUUCCUCCAUAGGGUUGUUGAAACCCUCAGUGGAUACUUGGAAUUUUCAGAGUGACCCUGACUGUUUCCAUAUGAAACUUCAGGUUUCAUUUUUCUGUAUAUGGUCACACAAAGACAUUUGACAUAUGAUAUUUCAGCCGAUGUAUAAAGGAAUAGGAAAGAGUUGGUGGGGAAUUUUCCAUGUUUACAGUGGAAUUUAGUUUAUGGCUGUUUUUUUAUCCUCCCAAAAAAACACCAACACUAAAACAACUGUAAAUGUUAUGGAACAUAAUUAAAAGCAGUUUCUCAGUUAGGAGGUAUUACAAUGUAUAUCAUUAUGAUGUUUACAAUAAUAACCGUUUCACUGGGUGUUUGGCCGCUUCCAGCACCUGCACCAUAAUAACACAAGGAGACACUCAUCAAACUCCAUCAAACAGCUGGUUUGACAGGGAUUUGACCAGGAACAGCUCACCUGACCCCAGUGCUCUGCUCUCUCUGCUCUGUUCAACCUGCCUUUAACCUGACUCAUGGCGCCAGUGUUAAAGAUAGUGCCAAAAGCCACAGGAUAUAUUUUUUUGUAAUCUCUGUAGGAUGUAUGUUUGUACUUGUAAGACCUGCUGUAUGUGUUUCUGAAUAAUGUAUUAGAAAUAAGCUGUGCUUUUGUUUGAUAGAUACAUUUUGCAUUUACAAAACCAAAUGCAUUUGUUUGUACCAUUCACUGCCAUUCACUAACAAACAAAUUUGUUAGUGAAUGGCAGGGCAUUUGUAAAACAUGUUUGUCCAGUGUUGGCUCCAUGAGGAUCAGUGAGGUGCAGCGUGACCUGCUGUCCGUUAUCAGAGGUUGAUUUAAGGUUAGAUUCAGAGUUUGUUGAAGCUGGAUCAGGCUCCUGAACUAAAGGCAACAAUGAGUCAUAUUUGUCCCUGGUCUCAACGACAGGUGUGACAGUGACCUGAGUAGUAAACACAACCAUAAAGGCACACAAAUGAAAUCAUUUUUUGAUUUUUGAUUAUGUUUUUUAAAAACAUAAUCAGAGUGACAUCAUUUCCUCCACGUCCCUCUGCUGAGUCAGUAACUUAAAUCUGCUUUAAUGAAUGAAUCAAAGUGCAGCAGCUACAUUACGUGUCUUUAUGUGCAGGGCGAUGUGUUGUACUAAUGUACAGUAAAGCUGCACAUAAGACUCAGUCUGAGAUGAUUUUAUUAACCUUCAUUUAUUGACUGAGGUUUUUUCUCCUGUGUGUUUUAAAUGUUACCUAAAUAGCAUUUUAUUUCCUGCUUACCAGAAAUAAGCUUUGUGAGUGUAUUUCUGAAGAUUCAUAUUUACAAUUUUAAUGCUCAGUUUGGAUGCAGAUCUUGUUUGUUCUAUUUAUUUGAAUAAAAAUCUGUCACACCACUGA